Messenger RNA from Toxorhynchites rutilus septentrionalis, 1011 nucleotides. RefSeq lists its product as uncharacterized. The coding region runs from base 46 to 759 and encodes 237 amino acids. Lineage: Eukaryota; Metazoa; Arthropoda; Insecta; Diptera; Culicidae. The record is from RefSeq and is a predicted model, not a curated record. The transcript is spliced from 2 exons.
AAGAAAGUCUACCGAGGAAGGUUUGAUUCAUUGUGACCUACGAAGAUGAUAAACCUGACACUACUGUUUACAUUGGUUGCCACACUAACAAUAUCUUCCGCUCAACGUCCGGAAACAUCAAGAGUGGUUCAUGUUCUGCGAGAUGUUGAACCGUACCAUAGACAUUACCGGGAAUUCAUCAUCAAUGAGAUCAACAAAGCUAGACUGAAUAUGUCUGACGUAACAUCCGAAUUGUAUCGAGCAAUGACGGAUGUAAAACAGGAGUAUGUCAAACUGGCAGUAGAUGCUGAAAAAACAUUGGUGGACGACGUCAACCGGAACACUGGUGAUCCGCCAUGUUUGGGUUUUCUUAGGACCACGAUCGAACACAACAUGUACAUGGCAGGAAUUUACUUUAGCAAUUGCAUCGACGACUUGGAGGACAAACUGGAUGCGGAAACCCAAAGUGUGUAUUUGGAAUUACAACAUAACGAGAAGAACUACGUUCGGAAGGGUUUUUUGGAUGUUUUUCACAGAGAAAAUAUUGUCUUGGAUCCUGAGACGAUAAGUUAUAAACUCGAGGACAGGAAAGCUAGUUUUCAACAAGUUCCAAAGUCGGUUAUAACAGGUUUAACAAAUAUUGUAGAUGGUUUCAGAGACAGGCUGGUCACUGCACGCACUGUAUAUACAACGUGUCUAGUAAAUAACAGAAAUCUUCUACAAGUAAUUCUCGAUAACACAAAAAGACAACUAAACACAAUAUGUCGUCAUGGACUGUGACAUUCACAAAUGACCUACAUUAUGACGGCUACUUUCGCAUAUACAUAACUCGCUGCAAAAAAGGAAUGCCAUGUUACAUUUUAACAUUGUUAUCAGUUAAUCAGGAUAUUUCCACAGCCCCGAAACAUCGAUUUGCCAAGGGGAUUCGAGACUUUUUUAAAAAGGGACUAAUUUGCAAUAUAACUUCAAGCCUAUUAUCCUCGAACAAAUUAACUCCAGCAUUCAUUUUCUCCUAACGAUUGAAUGUUUCCC